Fusarium keratoplasticum is the source of this 1089-nucleotide messenger RNA. RefSeq names its product PKS-ER domain-containing protein. The record is from RefSeq and is a predicted model, not a curated record. The transcript has 2 exons. NCBI's taxonomy places the organism in Eukaryota, Fungi, Ascomycota, Sordariomycetes, Hypocreales, Nectriaceae. Gene Ontology annotation, molecular function: zinc ion binding; alcohol dehydrogenase (NADP+) activity. Gene Ontology annotation, biological process: alcohol metabolic process. The coding region runs from base 1 to 1089 and encodes 362 amino acids.
AUGUCUACCGAUUACGAGUUCCAGGGCUGGCUCGGUCACUCCCCCGAUGCCGUCAACGGCAAGAUGGAAUGGGGUCCCUUUGAGCCCAAGAAGUGGGAGGAAGACGACGUCGACAUCCAAAUCACCCACUGCGGCAUCUGCGGCUCCGAUCUCCAUAUGCUGCGAUCCGGAUGGGGAGAGACACCUUAUCCCUGCUGCGUCGGCCACGAGAUUGUCGGCAAGGCCGUCCGCGUCGGCAGCAAUGUCAAGGACAUCAAAGUCGGAGACCGUGUCGGUGUGGGUGCUCAGGCACGAAGCUGUCUUCGGGAUGACUGCCCUGCGUGUUCCGCGGGACUCACCAACUACUGCAAGAACAGCAUCAACACUUACGGUUCCAUCUACCCCGGUGACGUGGGCAAGUCGUAUGGUGGAUACGCAGACUAUAACCGCACAGACUCGCGUUUUGUCGUAAAGAUUCCUGAUGGUCUUGCAUCCGAGGACGCCGCUCCCAUGCUUUGCGGCGGUGUCACCGUCUACACUCCUCUCCGCAACAACGGCUGCGGCCCCGGCAAGACAGUCGGAAUCGUCGGUGUCGGCGGUCUCGGCCACUUCGGCGUCCUCUUCGCCAAGGCCCUCGGCGCAGACAAGGUCAUCGGUAUCUCUCGCCGGGCAUCCAAGAGAGACGAGGUCCUAGCCCUUGGAGCCGAUGAGUACAUCGCCACUGAAGACGACGAGGACUGGGCAACAAAGCACGCCCAAUCCAUCGACCUCAUCAUCAGCACCGUCUCCAGCCCCAAGAUGCCCCUCACCCAGUACCUGGGCCUCCUCCGCUACGGCGGCGACUUCAUCCAGGUCGGAGCUCCCGACGGCGGCGAGCUUCCCCCCAUCAACGCCUUCACCCUGCUCUCUGGCGGUUUCAAGGUCGGCGGCAGCGCCAUCGGAUCCCCUAGCGAUAUUAAGGAGAUGCUGCAGCUGGCCGUUGACAAGAAGAUCAAGCCGUGGGUGGAGAAGCGAUCGCUAAAGGAUGCCAACCAGGCGGUCAAGGAUAUGGAGGCCGGCAAGGCUCGGUAUCGAUAUGUCCUCGUUAACGAGAAGCACGCUGAGCAAUAG